Cynara cardunculus var. scolymus (artichoke) is the source of this 1019-nucleotide messenger RNA. Its product is annotated as 40S ribosomal protein S6-like. Lineage: Eukaryota; Viridiplantae; Streptophyta; Magnoliopsida; Asterales; Asteraceae. The transcript is spliced from 6 exons. The record is from RefSeq and is a predicted model, not a curated record. Gene Ontology annotation, molecular function: structural constituent of ribosome. Gene Ontology annotation, biological process: translation. Gene Ontology annotation, cellular component: ribosome. Bases 55 to 804 code for a protein of 249 amino acids.
UCAAGAGAGUAUUUUCGAAUCCAUCUUCGCGGCGGCCUCUUCCUGUCUCCGACGAUGAAGUUCAACAUUGCAAAUCCAACAACUGGAUGCCAGAAGAAGCUCGAAAUUGACGAUGAUCAGAAGCUUCGGGCCUUUUUUGACAAGAGGAUUUCCCAGGAAGUCAGUGGAGAUGCACUUGGAGAGGAAUUCAAGGGUUAUGUGUUCAAGAUUAUGGGAGGGUGUGACAAGCAAGGUUUCCCAAUGAAGCAGGGAGUGUUGACUCCAGGGCGUGUUCGUCUUUUACUCGUUCGAGGUACUCCUUGUUUCCGAGGAUAUGGAAGGCGUAACGGUGAACGUCGAAGGAAAUCUGUUCGUGGAUGCAUUGUCAGCCAAGAUCUUUCUGUUUUGAACUUGGUUAUCGUGAAGAAAGGUGAGAGUGACUUGCCUGGACUAACUGAUGUUGAGAAGCCAAGAAUGAGAGGUCCCAAGAGAGCAUCAAAGAUCCGCAAGCUGUUCAACCUUUCAAAGGAAGAUGAUGUGAGGAAGUAUGUCAACACUUAUCGCCGAACAUUCAACAACAAAGCAGGUAAGGAAUGCAGCAAAGCUCCCAAGAUACAGAGGUUGGUGACUCCAUUGACUCUGCAAAGGAAGAGAGCUAGAAUUGCUGACAAGAAGAAGAGGAUUGCAAAGGCCAAAUCCGAGGCGGCAGAUUACCAAAAGCUUCUUGCGUCCAGGCUCAAGGAGCAAAGGGAAAAGCGUAGCGAGAGCUUGGCCAAGAAGAGGUCCAGGCUUUCUGCUGCUUCAAAGCCAUCUAUUGCUGCCUAGGCUACUCAACUGCUAGGUAUGUACUCUUUUUGGAUGUUUAGAAAUCUUGAUGGUAUUCUGGUAAACGAUGCGAACAUUACCUUUUUUUUUAUUAUGAGUUCAUGUGACUGAUUAUUUCAUACUGGUAUUCGAGUCUUUGAGAUUAUGGUUUAUUACUUUUUUUAUGUAUCGGUGCUUUUCUUGUUAUAUUACACAUUCUCCUGCUAAAAUUCCUG